ACACACACACACUCUGGCUGACAGAGCGGAGAUCCCAGAGGAGGACACACACACUCACGUUUCCAUGGUUUCUUCUUCUUUGGUAUGAAGUCUGUGACUGUGGAUGUAAAUACACCUGAUGAACCAUGAGCGCUGACAGGAAGAGGGGCAGUAUCUCAGACAGUCUGGUCCUCAGCGACUCGGAGGAGGGAGUCGUCAUCACAGGAAUCACGGACGACUCCGUCACCGCCAAGAGCGGCCUGCAGACGGGAGACGAGCUGGUUGCGGCCACCAUCCACCUGGACAAGCUGAACAAACACGAGGUGCUGGAAGUCCUGAAGGUCCUGGAGCCGUAUGAGGACAGCAUGGAGGUCUUGACCAAGAAGGACCGGGUCUCCCUGGACGGCUCUUUGGGAUCCGCUAAUGUGGAGAUACUCCCGGAGACGGAUUUGUCACUGGAUGCAUUAGCUAAAGCGCCACGGUUGUCUCUUGAUGGUUUGGGUGGAACGAUAGAUGCCACACAGGGGUUAGGUGGGAGAAUAGGCGCUCCCAUUGUCAAUGGAGAUAUUCCCAGUCUGAGUUUAAAUAAGCCCUCUGCAGAUGUUGGUGGUGCAAUCACUGUGCCUUCGGCAACACUGACAGGAGCAGAUUUAGAUGCAGAUCUAGGUGGCAGGCUCACAUCACCAGAUGUUUCCCUCUCAACUUCGCGCCUUAACACACCUAGUGCCUCUCUCAACGUUGAUAAACCAAAUGUCAACAAAGGAAACUACAAGGCCCCUAAAUUUGAAAUGCCACACUUCAGUCUACCUCAAGUCACAGUUCCAACGGUGGACUUGGAUACUUCUGGAGAUGUAGAUCUUCCUUCUGUGAGAGGAAAUAUGGACAUGCCAGACUUCGACCUGUCAGGCCCCCAGGGAGGAAUUAAAGGCACUGGUCUGGACUUAAAUGGUCCAACAGUGGAUCUGAAUUCUCCUGAUAUCAGUUUAGACAGUCCACAAGCUGACAUCAAGGCACCAUCUGGCAAUGUCAAGUGGCCUGGUAACUGGAAACUUCCAAAAGUAAAAGGACCAGACACCAACUUAAAGGCCGAUCUGACAGCUCCUGAUGCCAGCUUCUCCACACCAAAGAUUGAUGGGGAUAUUAAUGCACCAGAUGUUGACAUUAACUUGCCCAAAGCUGACAUUAAAGCCCCUGAUGUUGACAUUAAAACCCCUGACAUUGACAUUGAUAAACCAUCUGGUAAGAUUCACUGGCCUCAUGAGAAGUGGGGGAAAUUCAAACUUCAUCGACCAAAAACUGAUCUUGACGUUGACGCAAAGGUAAACACCCCUGAUGUUGACGUCUCACUUCCAAAAGUGGAGGGUGACAUUCAUGCCCCAGAUAUUGAUGCUUCACACAAAAUCAACUGGCCUCAUCACAAAUGGAAGAAGCCAAAGAUACACCGGCCAAAAGCAGACUUAGACAUCAAUGCUGACGUCAACACACCAAAUAUGUAUCUGUCAGCUCCAAAGAUUGAGGGUGACAUCAAUGGGCCCAGUGCUGAGUUGAAUCUACCAGAUGCUGACCUCAACACCACAGAUAUCAACAUAGAGCCUCCAUCUGGAAAAAUCCAAUGGCCUCACCAGAAGUGGAAAAAACCCAAAAUACGUGGUCCAAAAGCUGACCUGAAUGCAGAUUUGAGUGCUCCCGAUGUCGAUGUUUCAAUUCCAAAUGUUGAUGCCGACAUUAAUGCACCAGAUGUUGACUUAACGUUACCCAAAGGAGAUCUUGACAUAGAUGGUCCUGAAGUCCCUUCUGGUAAAAUCAAGUUCCCAACUCUGAAAAAGCCAAAAUUCAACUUGUUUGGGCCAAAGGUGACAAGCCCAGAUGUUGACCUUGAUGUUAGUGGAAAAGCCCCUGAUCUCAGUGCUUCCCUUGACAAACCUGAUGUUGAUUUAAAUUUGCCUGAUGGUGACAUUGAUGUGAAAGCUCCAAGCGCAGACAUCAAGGGCCCAAAUGCCAAAUGGCCUAGUUUAAAAAAGCCAAACUGGCCACUAUCAGGCCCCAAGGUUAAUGGUCCAGAUAUGAAUGCUGAUUUGUCUGCCCCAAAUGUUGAUUUGCCAGAUGCUAAUCUAAACUUGCCAGAUGCUGAACUGAAUGGCCCUAAAUUAGAUGUUAAUGCUCCAGACAUUGAUGUAGAUGCUCCAACAGGAAAACUGAAAUGGUUCAAUAUCAAGAAACCUAAAUUUGGCACACUGAAAGCACCAAAAGCUGACAUUGAUGCUGAUUUGUCUGGCCCUAAUAUUGAUUUUCCAGAUGCUGAUGUGAAGUUGCCAAGUGCUGAACUGAAUGGCCCAGGUUUAGAUGUAAAUGCUCCAGACAUUGAUGUAGACGCUCCUUCUGGAAAGCUUAAAUGGUUCAACGUGAAGAAACCUAAAUUUGGCACAUUGAAAGCACCAAAGGCUGACAUUGAUGCUGAUUUGUCUGGCCCAAACAUUGAUUUGCCAGAUGCUGAUGUAAAGUUGCCAAGUGCUGAACUGAAUGGCCCAGAUUUAGAUGUAAAUGCUCCAGACAUUGAUGUAGAUGCUCCUUCAGGAAAGCUUAAAUGGUUCAACGUGAAGAAACCUAAAUUUGGCACAUUGAAAGUACCAAAGGCUGACAUUGAUGCUGAUUUGUCUGGCCCAAACAUUGAUUUGCCAGAUGCUGAUGUAAAGUUGCCAAGUGCUGAACUGAAUGGCCCAGAUUUAGAUGUAAAUGCUCCAGACAUUGAUGUAGAUGCUCCUUCAGGAAAGCUUAAAUGGUUCAACAUAAAGAAACCUAAAUUUGGCACACUGAAAGCACCAAAAGGUGACAUUGAUGCUGAUUUGUCUGCCCCAAAAAUCGAUGGUGGGAUUGACACUCCAGGCAUCGAUAUCGACUUUCCGAAUGCCGAUCUCAAAGGAACAUCUGUGGAUCUUGAUGGUGCAGAUAUUAAUGCUGAUGCACCUGACUGGAAGCUAGGAAAAUUAAAAUUUCCAAAGUUUAAAGGGCCAAAAGUCAAGGGUCCUGAACUGGAUGCUGAUUUUAAAGGACCCGACAUUGAUGUCGGUCUUGAUGUACCCAAGGUGGACUUGGACACCCCUGACGUUGACCUGAAGACACCCGGUCUCUCUUUGCCUGGAGGCAGUCUCGAUACACCAGAUCUCGAUGUUAAUUUACCAGAAGCUGGGGUUGAUCUUCAAACUCCAGAGGUCCAAGGUGGGAAGUUAAAGUUUCCCAAGAUGAAAAUGCCAAAGUUUGGUUCCUCUGGACUAAAAGUGAAAGAACCUAAUUUUGAGGUUGAUGCUAACCUAAAGAGUCCAGAUCUCUCCAUAGACACAGAGAUGCCCAAUGCAGACCUAACAGCAGAUGGGCUACGUCUGAACACUCCUGGAUUGAAUACCAGCACUCCAAAUCUGGAUGCAGGUAUCGACUUACCAGGCUUGAACCUGGCAGGGCCUAGUGUAGAGGCACCCAGCUUUGAUCUGCCAAAAGCACCAAAUGUAGAUGUCAGUUUACCAAAGGCAAAUCUAGAAGCACCUAAUGCCACAGUGAAAUCCCCAAAACUGGAUAUGAGCCUGCCCAAAGGGCCUGAUAUUGACAUCGGCGACUCCAAAUUGCCUCAUUUCAAGAUCCCAAAUGCUAUGUCGGGUCUUGAUGUUGACGCUGGAAUAGACGCACCCAAGGUCGACAUCGGCACUCACUCAGCAAAUGCCAAUAUUUCUGCUCCUAAUGUGGAUGUGAAGCUUCCAGAUGCAGAUUUUAAAGGGCCCUCUGUUGGUGUGAAGGUGCCAGAUGCUGACAUAAGUCUCGAAAAGUCCAAAAAAUCUCAUUUCAAGCUUCCAAAGUUUGGUUGGGGUGGAGGAUCCAAAUCAAAAUCUUUGGACGCUGACAUCGAUGCUAAUCUUGAAGAUGUGAACGGUGACGCUGAUGUGUUAUAUAGUGACUUGGAGGUUCCUGCAUUCAAGUUCCACACUCUGCCAAGAAACAGCAUUGAUGUGUUUGGAGGACUGGCCGAUGCUUUUGGCAUGUCCAGACAAAACUCAGAAGAGAAGGACUACGUCGUGAGCAAAGGGGUCCGCUUGCCAGUUCUGAAUGCAACACACAGGGACGGAGAAAAGGUUGACAUCUUGGAAAGGUUGAGAAUGGCGAAAGAAAAAACUCCCUCAGCUAAUGUCACACCAACUGAAGCCAAAAGCGCCAUUGAUUUGAAACUCUCCCCCUCUGGCCUUGAUUCCUCUCUAGUAAGAGGAGGCACGUUCAAAGUAGACAAGCCGGAGGGAGCGCUGAACUUGGAGGCUCCUGAAAUCUCCACAACCAAUGAAAAUGACAAAUUCUCCCUGGGCCUUUCAAACAUGCUCGUGCUUAACAACUAGGGAUAUCAUGCUGACUAACUGUAGCUGAGUUAGCCCAAGAAAUUAAUCUUCUGUCCAAAAAAAAAAAAACCAAAACCCCACAACAUGUAAAUAUAUGUAACUAAACCCUACUCCACCCCAACAAAGAGCUGCUGCUGGUUCCUGCC
Molecule: messenger RNA, 4498 nt
Organism: Salarias fasciatus (jewelled blenny)
Lineage: Eukaryota; Metazoa; Chordata; Actinopteri; Blenniiformes; Blenniidae
Product: neuroblast differentiation-associated protein AHNAK
Exons: 5
Coding region: 126-4352 (1408 amino acids)
Biological process (GO): regulation of RNA splicing
Cellular component (GO): cytoplasm; nucleus
Source: RefSeq, a predicted model, not a curated record